This is a messenger RNA of Penicillium atrosanguineum, 1512 nucleotides long. RefSeq names its product cytochrome P450. Gene Ontology annotation, molecular function: iron ion binding; monooxygenase activity; oxidoreductase activity, acting on paired donors, with incorporation or reduction of molecular oxygen. The record is from RefSeq and is a predicted model, not a curated record. The transcript is spliced from 8 exons. NCBI's taxonomy places the organism in Eukaryota, Fungi, Ascomycota, Eurotiomycetes, Eurotiales, Aspergillaceae. The coding region runs from base 1 to 1512 and encodes 503 amino acids.
AUGUUGACUCUUACAGGAAUCUUGGAAAAUAUAUCCCCGGGGAUCUGUCUAUCCGUGCUUUUCAUUUUGAUCAUAUGCCAUGGGCUUUAUAUUUCGCUGCUGGGUCCAUUAUCCCACAUUCCCGGUCCUCUUCUAGGAAAGUUUUCGUCGCUAUGGAUCGUGCUUCAAUGCCGAUUUGCAAAGCGCUCUGAGUCUGUUCUGAAACAACACAAGAAGCAUGGAAAGUUUGUCCGCAUUGCGCCAAACCACGUCUCGAUAUCAACCCGUGAAGCUUUGGAGACAAUAUAUGGACAUAAUUCUGGUUUCGCCAAGGGUCCCUUCUAUGAAGAUAAGUCGGUUGAACCAGUUCUAUUCAAUACCAGAGAUCAACGUAUCCACCAACGCAAGAAGAAGUAUUUGAGCCCAGCCUUCUCUGCGAAGAAUUUGCAUGAGUAUGAGCCGUAUAUGACGAGGACAAUUGGGAAGUUCAUGGCUUGUCUGAAUCGUCAAACAGCGGUCUCUGACCAGGCUCAAAUUGAUUUUAAUGUGUAUUCAAAUUACUUGGCGUUCGAUGUCAUAAGUGACUAUUCAUUUGGAAAAUCAUUUGGAUUCCUCGACAAAGAAGAGGACUAUAUUAACCUCAUUGCUACCAUCGAUGCAAGAGGAGAGGUUCUAAAUGCCCUAGGCCAUCUCCCACAAUUCAUCAGACCGAUGAUGAAGUAUUUCCUCUUCGAUCCUUUCUGGCCCAAGGGCUUGCGGGCUACCUCGAAGCUAGCUUCAAUUGGCAAACAUGCCUAUUACCAACGCAAAGACUCGGAAGACUCGCGAAAAGAUCUACUGAGUUUUCUAUUCAAAGCCAAGGACCCAGAAACAAAAAAGCCACUAACAGAGCAAGAGAUCAUUGCCGAGUCCAUCUCUUUCAUUGUUGGCGGCAGCGAUACCACAAGUACGACAAUGACAAAUAUUGUGGAUAUCGUCUCACGCCUGCCCAAUAUAAAAAAGCAGCUCCAAUUGGAACUGGAUACUGCAUAUCCAGGUCGCAUGUCAGAUAACUGGGUCGCCGAUUCCCAGACCGUGAAUCAACUUCCAGUUCUUAAUGCCGUGGUUCGAGAGACAAUGCGGCUUAAGCCUACUAGCUCCACAGGGCUAGAGCGGGUAGUACCAGCUGGAGGAAAGAUCAUUGCAGGAAAGUUCAUUAAUGAAGGAACCCUCGUGAGUGUGCCUACCUUGAGUAUUCAUCAUGACUCUGCAAUUUUUGCUGAGCCAGGCAAAUUUGAAAUUUCGCGGUGGAUGAAUGGUAGUGCUUCUGAGUCUCUGGAUUCAUUUUAUCCGUUCUCAUUGGGGCCCCGAGCUUGUAUAGGAAGAAACUUUGCAUGGAUGGAGAUUCUGAAAACCCUAGCAACACUCUUUAAGUUAUUUGACAUUCAGAGAGCGUGUCCUGUCGAAACACAGGUGCGAGAAGGCUUCUUUGUCAAGAAUAGCGAGUGUCAAGUGAGAAUCACGCGUAGACGUGGAUGUGAAGAGAUCCGCUAG